AUGGGAGAAUUCAAAACAGAAAACAAGCAGGAAGUUCUGGCGCUGGUUUCAAAUCAACAUCAGGCCGAUCCCGCCCCCGAGCAGACACUAUCAAGCGAGGAGACCCUCAAACAGGCAAAGAAAUUCCUUCACGAUGCUCAGGUCCGGAAUACACCGCCAGAGCGCCGAGCCGAGUUUCUCAAGAGCAAAGGCUUGUCAGAGAGCGACAUUGAAGGGCUAUUAAAGGAGGUUACACAAGAUGGGCGGCCAGAGUCGCAAGUCUCGAAUGAGACGAAGGAGGAGAGGAUAGAAUUCCCGUCAGCGAGAAAAGAAGACCGACCGCCGAUCGUCACAUAUCCCGAGUUCCUGGCCAAGCCCCCGCGGUCGCCACCACUAGUCACCGUCAACGGCUUCCUCAACACGCUCUACGCCUUCGCCGGCCUAUCCACGCUCGUCUACGGGACAAGCAGAUACGUCGUCAAGCCCAUGGUCAACACGCUCACCGAAGCGCGCGUCUCGCUCCACGACACGGCCAAGCAGGACCUCGCAAAGCUCGUCUCCAAACUCGAAACUACCGUCUCCGAACUCCCACCUCCGAAACCUAAAGACCUCAGAAACCUCUCUGCGGACGUCGAAAGGGACGAGUCCGACGCAGUUAGCAGCUACGACGACCCGACCGAGCUCUUCCACCGCGACAUCGGCGUGCAGACAUCGCUUCCUUCCUCCCCGUCCUCCCCAUCCUCCCCGCAAUCCCAACAACAACAACAGCAAAAAGAAAACCCAACCACGCACCAGACCACCCGGCUUGCGUCUUUGGUCUCCUCGCUCAGGUCUCUCCACGAAGGGCUCGUCGACCAGGCCGAGUCGCUGGGCGACGUGCAGACGGUGGCGGACCUGCUGCGGCAGGACCUGGACAAGCUCAGCGCGGCGUCGGCGGCGACGGAUUUUGUCGGCGGGUUCUCGCUGUACGGCGCGGCGGGCAAAAACGAGCCGGAUGACGAGAUCAAGCGGGCAAAGGAGAAUAUCAGGCGGGUCAAGGGCGUGUUGUUGAGCACGAGGAGUUUCCCUGGGGCGAGGUAA
Messenger RNA from Parathielavia appendiculata, 1059 nucleotides. RefSeq lists its product as uncharacterized. Gene Ontology annotation, biological process: protein import into peroxisome matrix, docking. Gene Ontology annotation, cellular component: peroxisomal membrane; peroxisomal importomer complex. Bases 1 to 1059 code for a protein of 352 amino acids. Gene Ontology annotation, molecular function: signaling receptor binding. The record is from RefSeq and is a predicted model, not a curated record. The transcript has 2 exons. NCBI's taxonomy places the organism in Eukaryota, Fungi, Ascomycota, Sordariomycetes, Sordariales, Chaetomiaceae.